Molecule: messenger RNA, 1803 nt
Organism: Penicillium riverlandense
Lineage: Eukaryota; Fungi; Ascomycota; Eurotiomycetes; Eurotiales; Aspergillaceae
Product: sulfatase family protein
Exons: 6
Coding region: 1-1803 (600 amino acids)
Biological process (GO): phenol-containing compound metabolic process
Molecular function (GO): glycosaminoglycan binding; arylsulfatase activity; N-acetylglucosamine-6-sulfatase activity
Source: RefSeq, a predicted model, not a curated record
AUGCUUCGCUCAAUGCUAUUCCAGUUGACGCUCUGUCUACUACCAAUUGUUACCGUCAAAGCCACUGCAAAUGCCGUGGCCAGAAAACCUAACAUCCUCUUCAUCCUUACCGAUGACCAGGACUGGCAUAUGGAGUCGUUGCAAAACAUGCCCCUUCUUCAGAAGUAUCUUAUGAAUGAAGGAACGCUGUAUGCUAAUCACCAUUGCACUGUCGCCAUCUGCUGUCCUUCGCGUGUAAAUUUGUGGACCGGUCGUGCAGCGCACAAUACCAAUGUGACUGACCUUUUCCCGCCUUACGGUGGUUAUCCCAAGGUGGUUCGGGAAGGGAUCAACGAGAACUAUCUUCCAGUAUGGAUGCAACAGGCCGGAUAUAACACGUACUACUCAGGAAAGCUAUGGAAUGCUCACAACGUGGAUAACUACGAUAAGCCAUACGUUGGAGGCUUCACGGGUAGCGACUUCCUGGUGGACCCUUACACUUACGAGUACUACAACAGCAGCAUGGUUCGGAAUGGUGCAGCCCCAGUUAGCUAUGAAGGACAUUAUUCCCCGGAUAUUGUUGCUCAGAAAGCCUACGACUUUCUCGAUGAGGCUACCAUGCACAAAGAGCCAUGGUUUCUAACCGUCGCUCCUGUUGCUCCUCAUUCUAACUGCCACUACAAAGCCUCGGGCGAAUUAGAAGUAGAUCCUCCCAAAUAUGCUGAGCGCCAUGCUCAUCUCUUCAAUGAUUAUAUCAUCCCGAGAACUGACAACUUCAACCCGGAGAAGUUCACGACGAAGCAUAAUGGCGUUUCCUGGAUGAAGGAUCUUCCUCUGUUGAAUAGUACUGUCAUUGGUUACAAUGACGAGUUUCAACGCUCUCGUCUACGAGCACUUCAAUCAGUCGAUGAAAUGAUUGCAACAUUAAUACAGAAGCUAAGCGACAAAGGAGAGCUUGACAACACAUAUAUCUUCUACACAACUGAUAACGGCUACCAUAUUUCUCAACACCGGCUUCAUCCGGGAAAGGAGGGCGGCUAUGACACGGACAUCCACAUACCUCUCAUUGUUCGAGGACCAGGGGUAGCAGCAGGCCGGGUCGCAGAACCGAUGACUUCCCACACGGACCUAGCGCCAACCAUUCUAGGGCUUGCCGGGACGACACGAGAUGACUUCGAUGGACUUGCCAUCCCAUUAAGCUCAGAAGAAACGGGCUCGUUGGAUAACACUCGGUUUGAACAUGUCAAUAUCGAAUUCUGGGGCAAAGCUCUUCCGGAAGGGCGAUGGGGCAAGUAUGGCGAUGUUCCGGACGCGAAUCUCGGCAUCUCAAACGCCGCUACGAAUAACACCUACAAGGGUCUUCGCAUCGUGAGUCCUGAAUACAAUCUUUACUACUCUGUGUGGUGUACCGGUGAGAAGGAAUACUACGACGUCAAACUUGAUCCCGGACAACUUGACAAUUACUUUCUUGAUGCGUCGCUUCUGUCAGACUAUUCAAUCUCGGGCCGUCCAUUUGACCAGAUUGUCGCCCGUUUGGACACUCUAAUGAUGGUUCUGAAAUCAUGCAAGACGCACGAAUGCACGGAUCCAUGGAGUGUCUUGCAUCCAGCUGGUAAUGUCAAGACUCUUAAGGCCGCUCUGGAAGAGUCUUACGAUGCCUUCUAUGAGGAGCAACCCAAGGUGGAGUACAACUCUUGCCAACUCGGCUACAUCAAAGAAGAAGAAGGCCCCCAGCAGGCAAAUAUCUUCGAAGGUCCUCACUUGGAUCACGACGGACACCGGCAGACGUUCCGCUACCAAGGGUCUUGGAGCGUUUGGACCUGA